GCAAAGGGAGGCGGAGGAGGGAGAGACCCACGCCCGGCCCCCCCUCCGGCUUCCACCCCGGGUCCCAUGCUCCCCAGCUGCCCUCUCCAUAGAAACAACAGGCGGGGAUGGAGCUCCGGAGCAGAUACAGAAACUCGAAGCCAGGCAAAAGUUUCUCUUGGGGGGAAAAAAAAGAGCGGAAUCCCUUGCAGGGAUCAGUCCUUCAGCCCCAGAAAUGGUCCCGUGAAGGAAAAGGCAUCUGGAGACCCACCAGAGUCCUUGGAGCCAUUUGCAGUUGCUCUGCAGGACAGAGAAAGGAUGGAGACACAACCUUUUGGAAAGGAGGGAAGCGGAAAAGGCCCUUCAGCUGCUCAGCCGGGGAAGUGGGGGAAGCUCUGGACAAGAACCAGGCAGAAGAUCCUGGAGGAGGAAACCAUCCUCCCUUCAGAAAUUCAGCCCUGGAACUUCAUCCAAUAUCAGGACACUGAGGGUCCCCGAGGCCUUUGCAGACGACUCCAUGACUUUUGUAGGCGAUGGCUGAGACCAGAAAAGCACACCAAAGCCCAGAUGCUGGACCUGGUGGUUCUGGAGCAGCUCCUUGCUCUUCUGCCCGCAGAGAUGGAGGGCUGGGUGCGGGAGUGUGGAGCAGAGACCAGCUCCCAGGCGGUGUCCCUGGCGGAAGGCUUCCUUCUGAGCCAGGUGGAGGAGAAGAAAGAGCAGGUCAAGUUGCAGUGCUGCACUGUGGAGAUUAGAGAUCCUGAGCGAAAGACAAAUCCAUCAAAUCCCCCUCAGGAGCUAUUUUUCAGGAGGAUCCCUGGGGAAGAUCAAAGUCAGGACACUUCAGGAGAGAAACAAAGAAUGAAGUUUUCUGUUUUUUACGACGGAGCUCAAACUGUGAUUGAACUUCCAAAUCAAGACAGUCUUGUGUCCUUCGAGGAGGUGGCUGUGUAUUUCUCUGAGGAGGAGUGGUCUCAGCUGAAUCCUGACCAAAAAGCGCUGCAUUUGGAAGUCAUGCUUGAAAAUCAUAGGAAUGUGGUCUCUCUGGGUAAUAGUGGGCAGGAGAAUCAAGAUUCCUAUGGACUGUUCCAAGUGAUCAAUGCUAAAGAUGAAAUGGAGAACUUUGGAAUUCGAAUGGAAUUCGAAAGCCAUGAGAGAAACCAGUCAAAUAAUUGGAAUCAGGAAAGCUCAUCUCCCACUGAUGCUCCGAUGCAAGACUUUCUUGCCCAACAAGAGAAAAUAAGGAAAAAAUGUAUUGGGGAAAGUGUGAAGCUAAUCAAAGAUAAAUUACAAGUAAACGAACACCAUUUAACACAAAACAAAGGAAAAGAUGCUAUAAGACACAACAGGCAAAAUUACAAUGGGACAUUGAUAUUUUCCCUUGGAAAUAACUUCCUUACAUCUCAAAAAGUGAUUCACACAAAAAAGGAGCCUUAUAAAUGUUUGGAAUCCGGAAAAUAUUUUAGAACAAGCAGGAAUCUUACAUCCCAUGAAAGGAUUCACACUGUAGAGAAACAGUGUUUAGAAGCAGCUGUAGCCCAUGCAGCCCAAUCCCUCCAGGCAACGGGAGAGAAACCAUAUAAAUGCAUGGAGUGUGGAAAGACAUUUGCGCAAUGCAGUGCUCUUACUUCUCAUAAGAUGAUCCACACAGGGGAAAAGCCAUUUAAAUGCAUGGAAUGUGGAAAGACCUUUGCUCAAAGAGGUAAUCUGAAAUCCCAUAAGAUGAUCCACACAGGGGAGAAGCUGUAUAAAUGUAUGGAGUGUGGAAAGACCUUUGCUCAACGUAGUUAUCUUGCUUCUCAUAAAAAGAUCCACACAGGAGAGAAACCAUAUAAAUGCAUGGAGUGUGAAAAGACUUUUCCUCAAAGAGGUCAUCUUAUUUCCCAUAUGAUGAUACACACAGGUGAGAAGCCAUAUAAAUGCAUGGAGUGUGGAAAGACUUUUGCUCAAAUAGGUAAUCUUAUUUCCCAUAAGAUGAUCCACACAGGGGAGAAGCCGUAUAAAUGCAUGGAGUGUGGAAAGACCUUUGCUCGAAGAAGUCAUCUUAUUUCCCAUAAGAUGAUCCACACACAGGAGAAGCCGUACAAAUGCAUGGAGUGUGGAAAGACCUUUGCUCAACAUAGUUAUCUUGCUUCUCAUAAAAAGACCCACAUGGGGGAGAAACCAUAUAAAUGCAUGGAGUGUGGAAAGACAUUUGCGAAACGCAGUGCUCUUACUUCUCAUAAAAUGAUCCACACAGGGGAAAAGCCAUUUAAAUGCAUGGAAUGUGGAAAGACAUUUGCUCAAAGAGGUAAUCUGAAAUCCCAUAAAAUGAUCCACACAGGGGAGAAGCCAUAUAAAUGCAUGGAGUGUGGAAAGACCUUUGCUCAACGUAGUUAUCUUGCUUCUCAUAAAAAGAUCCACACAGGGGAGAAACCAUAUAAAUGCAUGGAGUGUGAAAAGACUUUUCCUCAAAGAAGUCAUCUUAUUUCCCAUAAGAUGAUCCACACGGGGGAGAAGCCGUACAAAUGCAUGGAAUGUGGAAAGACCUUUGCUCAACGUAGUUAUCUUGCUUCUCAUAAAAAGAUCCACACAGAGGAGAAGCCAUAUAAAUGCAUGGAGUGUGAAAAGACUUUUCCUCGAAGAGGUCAUCUUAUUUCCCAUAUGAUGAUACACACAGGUGAGAAGCCAUAUAAAUGCAUGGAGUGUGGAAAGACUUUUGCUCAAAUAGGUAAUCUUAUUUCCCAUAAAAUGAUCCACACAGGGGAGAAGCCGUAUAAAUGCAUGGAGUGUGGAAAGACCUUUCCUCGAAGAAGUAAUCUUAUUUCCCAUAAGAUGAUCCACACACGGGAGAAGCCGUACAAAUGCAUGGAGUGUGGAAAGACCUUUGGUCAACAUAGUUAUCUUGCUUCUCAUAAAAAGACCCACACGGGGGAGAAACCAUAUAAAUGCAUGGAGUGUGAAAAGACUUUUCCUCGAAGAGGUCAUCUUAUUUCCCAUAUGAUGAUACACACAGGUGAGAAGCCAUAUAAAUGCAUGGAGUGUGGAAAGACUUUUGCUCAGAGAAGUAAUCUUAUUUCCCAUAAGAUGAUCCACACAGGGGAGAAGCCGUACAAAUGCAUGGAGUGUGGAAAGGCCUUUGGUCAACAUAGUUAUCUUGCUUCUCAUAAAAAGACCCACACGGGGGAGAAACCAUAUAAAUGCAUGGAGUGUGAAAAGACUUUUCCUCGAAGAGGUCAUCUUAUUUCCCAUAUGAUGAUACACACAGGGGAGAAGCCAUAUAAAUGCAUGGAGUGUGGAAAGACUUUUGCUCAAAGAAGUAAUCUUAUUUCCCAUAAGAUGAUCCACACAGGGGAGAAGCCGUAUAAAUGCAUGGAGUGUGGAAAGACCUUUGCUCAAAGAGGUAAUCUUAUUUCCCAUAAAAUGAUCCACACUGGGGAGAAGCCAUUUAAAUGCAUGGUGUGUGGAAAGACGUUUAUUACGAGCAGUGCUCUUACUUCUCAUAGCGGAAUCCACACAGGAGAGAAACCAUAUAAAUGCAUGGAGUGUGGAAAGAUGUAUACUAAGAGCAGUUCUCUUACUUCUCAUAGCAGAAUCCACACAGGAGAGAAACCAUAUAAAUGCAUGGAGUGUGGAAAGACGUUUAUUACGAGCAGUGCUCUUACGUCUCAUAGCAGAAUCCACACAGGAGAGAAACCAUAUAAAUGCAUGGAAUGUGGAAAGACCUUUGCUCAGAGUAGUGCUCUUACUUCUCAUAAGAUGAUCCACACAGGGGAAAAGCCAUUUAAAUGCAUGGAAUGUGGAAAGACCUUUGCUCAGAGAGGUAAUCUGAAAUCCCAUAAAAUGAUCCACACAGGGGAGAAGCCGUAUAAAUGCAUGGAGUGUGGAAAGACCUUUCCUCGAAGAAGUCAUCUUAUUUCCCAUAUGAUGAUCCACACAGGGGAGAAGCCAUAUAAAUGCAUGGAGUGUGGAAAGACCUUUGCUCAACGCAGUUAUCUUGCGUCUCAUAAAAAGAUCCACACUGGGGAGAAACCAUAUAAAUGCACAGAAUGUGGAAAGACCUUUCCUCGAAGAGGUAAUCUUAUUUCCCAUGAGAUGAUCCACACAGGGAAGAAGCCGUAUAAAUGCAUGGAAUGUGGGAAGUCCUUUCCUCGAAGAGGUAAUCUUAUUUCCCAUAAGAUGAUCCACACAGGGGAGAAGCCAUUUAAAUGCAUGGAGUGUGGAAAGACCUUUGCUCAAGGCAGUUAUCUUGCUUCCCAUAAAAAGAUCCACUCAGAAGAGAAACCAUUUAAAUGCAUGGAGUGUGGAAAGAUGUUUACUAAGAGCAGUGCUCUUACUUCUCAUAAGAUGAUCCACACAGGGGAGAAACCAUAUAAAUGCAUGGAGUGUGGAAAGACCUUUCCUCGAAGAGGUAAUCUUAUUUCCCAUAAAAUGAUCCACACAGGGGAGAAACCAUAUAAAUGCAUGGAGUGUGGAAAGACCUUUGCUCAACGCAGUUAUCUUGCUUCCCAUAAAAGGAUCCACUCAGAAGAAAAACCAUUUAAAUGCAUGGAAUGCGGAAAGACGUUUACUAAGAGCAGUGCUCUUACUUGUCAUAAGAUGAUCCACGCAGGGGAGAAACCAUAUAAAUGCAUGGAGUGUGGAAAGACCUUUUCUCGAAGAGGUAAUCUUAUUUCCCAUAAGAUGAUCCACACAGAGAGGAAGCCGUUUAAAUGCAUGGAAUGUGGAAAGAGCUUUGCUCAGAAUGGUAAUCUUACUUCUCAUAAAAGGAUCCACACUCGGGAGAAAGUAUAUAGCAAUAGCAAUUCCACUUUAGACUUAUAUACCACUCCAGAAUGCUUUACAGCACUGUCUGAUCAGUUCACAAAGUCAGCAUAUUGUCCCCAGGAAUCUGGGUCCUCCUUUUACCGACCUCAAAAGGAUGAUAGGUUAAAUCAACCAUGAGCCAGUCAGGAUCAAUCUCCUGGGUGUGGGCAAUUAGCUUCUGGUACUGCAUUCUAACCUCUGAUCCACCAUGUCUAGAGAUUUUUAUGUGUGUGCAUAGUUUGCCUUUCUGAUCCAAAUGAGACAAGGUUGAAUCCAACAAAGUGAAAUUUAAUGUGGAGAAAAGUAAAGUUUUACACCUUGGCGGCAAAAAACAGAUUACAUGAAACCUGGCUCAAAAACAGUAACUCUAUGAAGGGACCUUGGGAAUCCGAAUGGAUGAUCACUUGAAUAUGAAUGACUUAUGUGCGGUGGCAGCCAAAAAUGCUGAGACAAUCCUUGGUUGUAUAAACAGAGACAUAGAAUCAAAAUCA
Molecule: messenger RNA, 5252 nt
Organism: Pantherophis guttatus
Lineage: Eukaryota; Metazoa; Chordata; Lepidosauria; Squamata; Colubridae
Biological process (GO): regulation of DNA-templated transcription
Source: RefSeq, a predicted model, not a curated record